This is a messenger RNA of Rhagoletis zephyria (snowberry fruit fly), 1627 nucleotides long. RefSeq lists its product as uncharacterized. The record is from RefSeq and is a predicted model, not a curated record. Lineage: Eukaryota; Metazoa; Arthropoda; Insecta; Diptera; Tephritidae.
GCUAAAAAAUAUGACAUUUGGCACUUUAUGGCACGCGCCAAUAGGAGCCAGCGAAAUCGAAAAACGCAAAGAAAGAUAAAAAGCCUAAAGCUAAGGAGAACAAAACAACCAAGACAAAGGCGACAGAAAAGAAUGCGAAAGCGACCGCCAAAAGCACUCAAAAAGCCACCACUCCCAAGGCGGCAAAGAAAAAUGUGCCUAAAUCCAAAGCGAUGACGAAAACGUCGCAAAGUUCCAAACUGUCAGAGGCGGCUGGCAAGCUAAAGAGUGAGAGUCAAAAGCCACAAGCAGCGGCUGAGAGCGCGUCCUCGAGUCAAGUAGCUCAGACUCAAAGCCAAACGCCUGCAUUAUUAUCGCCUCAAACGCAACCAACGCAAGAAACGCAGACAACACCAUCCGCGCGCUUCAAAUACCAACGCAAAGCAAAGACACCCACCAGCGGUUUUGUGAUCAGUUAUGCCGAGCCGCCGAGCCCCAAUAGCGACGAGACGCCCACGGAAGAAUCUAGCAACAGCAGCGCGAGCGCUCGUGAGGCGCAACAAGCAGCGGCAACGGUGGCGGCAGCGGCAGCGGCAGCGGCAGCGGCGGUUGAAUCGACAGCCUCACUGACGGCCAGCGAACGUGGCGCGGAUACACAAAGCGGUGAUGAAAAGCUGCAGCGGCAGCAGUCCACACCCAAGUCACACAAGCGCGCCAAAUCGCACAAGCAUAAGAAGAGCAAAAAGAAGAUGAAGCACGAGAUGGAGGCGGGUAGUGGUGGUGGCGAUGGCGAUGGCGAGGGUGAGGAACAAGCAGAUGAGGUUGCAAGUUCAUCACGCAUGAAUGGCGUUGUGAUCGCUACGAGCUGCGUAGAAAAUGGUGAUGGAAGCGACAUGGCCGCUAGCGCGGGUGGUGAGCAUGAAGCUGGCGCAAAGCCGCCAUUAACCACCACCAUCAAAUUCAAUGUGAGCGCGCAAAGCAAGCCGAAUGUAAAAAAGACGAAAAACGCCAGUGGCGGCAAGAAGCACAAGCGGCGCAGAUGAGUUUGCAUGCAAAAGGAGCUAGGAAAAUUCUUAAACUAAAAAAAAAAAUUAACAACAUAGUACAAAUUCGUGUGACUCCCUCCGCCUAUUCGUGGCUCGUUUUCUUCUUACACAAUACACGUACAAGCGUAUAGUCGUUUUUUUUUUAACUAAAGUAGUUUAAUUAUUAUAUGUAACUGUAACAACAACAACAACAUUGAAUAGUGUUAGGUAAAAAAUAAUAAAAAAAUAAUAAUAAAAAUGAAAAUACAGUAAAAAUAAACAACAACAUUUAGGUAUGUAGCUGCCACUAGUCAGUCAGUACAAAUGUCUGUAUGUGUGUCUGUACACUAGCAAGUACAACUACAACUGUAGCAACAACAACAUAUAACAUCAAUCUCCUCCUCUUCUUCUUCCAUCACGCAUCUUCUCUCCGACGUGUAUCCUAAUAUUGCACCCAUUUACAGUAUUGCCAGUUUUGCACAUCUGGCGAGAAUGAGGACAAGCUGCUGCUAUGCGACGGUUGCGACAAAGGCUAUCACACCUACUGCUUCAAGCCGAAAAUGGACAAUAUACCCGAUGGUGAUUGGUAUUGCUAUGAAUGCGUCAAUAAGGCGACAAAUGAG